This is a messenger RNA of Nicotiana tabacum (common tobacco), 618 nucleotides long. RefSeq lists its product as uncharacterized. Lineage: Eukaryota; Viridiplantae; Streptophyta; Magnoliopsida; Solanales; Solanaceae. The record is from RefSeq and is a predicted model, not a curated record.
AUGGCACCGUACAAAACUCUGUAUGGGCGAAAGUGUAGAUCACCAAUUGGUUGGUUUGAAGUCGGAGAAGCGGAGUUGUUAGGACUCGAUUUGGUCUAUCAGACUAUGGAGAAAGUCAACUUGAUACAAAGGCAUUUGAAGACGGCUCAAAGUCGCCAAAAGUCCUAUUCGGACGUGCGACAUAGAGACUUAGAGUUCCAAGUUGAUGAUUGGGUGUUUCUAAAAGUAUCGCCCAUGAAAGGCGUUAUGAGAUUUGGGAAGAAGGGGAAGCUUAGUCCUCACUAUAUUGAGCUAUAUAAAAUCAUGCGAAGGAUCGGACAAGUGACUUAUGAGUUAGAAUUGCCACAAGAACUAGCUGCUGUACACCCAGUGUUUCAUGUGUCUAUGUUGAAGAAAUUCACGGGAGACCCGUCACUUGUGGUUCCUAUAGAGAUUAUAAGGGUUAAAGACAGCUUGUCUUACGAAGAAAUUCCAAUGGCUAUUCUUGAUCGUCAAAUCCGCAAGCUGAGAACUAAGGAAAUUGCUUCAGUAAAAGUGCUUUUGAGGAAUCAAAAGGUUGAAAAGGCUACAUGGGAAGCCGAAGAGGACAUGAAGUCCAGAUAUCCCUAUUUCUUUUAA